Messenger RNA from Oikopleura dioica, 1833 nucleotides. NCBI's taxonomy places the organism in Eukaryota, Metazoa, Chordata, Appendicularia, Copelata, Oikopleuridae. The record is from the annotation of a GenBank genome assembly.
AUGCCAAGGCGAGAGAUUUGUCUCAGAGACCAGUUCACUCGCAACUUUUCAGACAUAGACAAUUAUUUGGUUUCUGACCAUAGCCAAGGGCACGCCGCCCGCGGCUCACCUCAGAUGCUGAACCUUGCAAGUUCGCUCAUCUACCAGCAACUCUUCCAGCAAAAAGAAAAUGGGGAAAAGAUUCACGAAGGUUCUGCAGCUGAGAAAGCAGUGACUUAUGACCUCGGCGUAAAAGGCAUUCCAGAUGAUGUGGUUUGGGCGCUUUCCGCCGUCAACUUGGACCAGUACGAUGUGCCACAAUGGAAAAUUACGCUCAACAAGGGCGGCGUCAAUCUGAACAUGUCUUGGAAGCAGCCUGAUGAUGUGCCCAAAAGCGAGAUAGUAACGCCGCGGGAGGAUGAUGAGCUGAGUAAACCCAGCGUGAUCAAGAAAAUCAACUUUCCUGUUGGCAAGCUUCUCAAUACUUCUGAACCCUCCCCAGUCCCAUAUUUACAGCGAGUUCCUCAGAUGCAGUCUAUCCUAUCUUUACGCCCAGAUCAGUUCCACAGAGUGGCGUCUUCGCACGAUCAAAGGUGUUCCGUCAUCACAUCAUCCUCGGUUGAAAAUGGCGCAGAGGAUGCGCAUCAUUCUGGCGAGCCCAUAAAAGCGAACUCGGUUGAGUCUCCACCUCAAAGGGAGAAAUCCGACGAGGAACUAGAACACCACUCAAACGAAAUGAAAACUGAAGCUAUGGAUGUUGAUAAGAAUACCGCCGGCCUCAUUGGAAACAAGCGCUACUUAUCCGCCGAAGCAUCGGACAUUUCUGGCAACGACGAGCUCCAAAUCGACGAGUCUGAAGGCGACAUUGAUGUUACUGAUGGCGAUGCUCCCAAUCGAAACGAAUGGGCCAACCAAGAAGAGCCUCCAAGAAGAAAAAGCCCGAUUGAAAUGCUUUUGGAACAUCGGGCGCAGCAAAUCCAGUCAGCUCAGGGAUCCCAAGCAGCUGUCGGUCAAAAUGGCCAGACUCCCCCUGCAUUCCAAGCCAUGGGACUACAGGGACUUUAUGGAAAUCCACUAUUCCAUCAAAACUUGCGGAACCAAGUCCUUCAAAACCGUGGGCUCACACCCCAAACAUUACCCCUUCUUCUCCCCAACACAGCCAAUGGAGUAAUGAGCUCCUCCCCAAAGCCGAACCCGUUUCUCACAACAAACUCCCUGGAUGCCCUCAAAAACGUCCAGCGAUCUGCGAUGAUCUCCCCGGUUGGGCGAUCUCCUGUUCCCGGAAUGAAUGUCAACCAAAAUCGAGCUCCCUCUGAUGGAAAAGGAUCGAAAGACAAGGGGCCCUUUGCUUGCUCUCUUUGCGGAAGAACAUUCAGUCUUCGCGGAAACCUCCUUCGACACGAGAGGAUCCACCGCGGUGACAAACCCUUCCGAUGCAGAUUUUGCAACAAAGCCUUCAUCCAGCGAACGGACGUCAUGGCUCACGAGCGAGUUCACACGGGAGAAAAGCCAUUCGCUUGCCAAUAUUGCGGAAAACGCUUCCCAAGACGCUCAACGAUGAAAGAACACGAGAAGUCCUUUUGCCGCGCGCGGUCCAACUCCUUUGAUGGCAAGAAAGAAAACGGAAUGGAGCUUGGCAACGAGGAGACUCAUUGCUGCACCGAUUCUGACGAGAAAGAGUCGAGGCUCCCAUUCCCCGACAAAGCCCUCGCAAACUCCUCUGGCACCAGCUCUGGAAACUCGAGCGAAGGCAACUGCUCUAAAACCCCUUCACCGGAGCACCCGUCGCAAAUGUCCGAAUCGAAGAUACCCGACGCCUCCGAUUUCUCCGUCAACGCCGUAGUCGCCCAAUGA